Meloidogyne enterolobii is the source of this 382-nucleotide messenger RNA. The record is from the annotation of a GenBank genome assembly. Lineage: Eukaryota; Metazoa; Nematoda; Chromadorea; Rhabditida; Meloidogynidae.
AUUCAUUAAAAAUGUUUUAAUUUCGGGACGGAAACAAUCUUUUCUUUGGUCGUAAAUCUGCAAAUAUUUCUUUGUUGGACCUUCGAAUGCAUUCAAAUCAUUGCGCGGGUGAAUUUGUUGAUUCUGCAAAAAAGUAUUAACACAAAUGGAGUCUGGACAUCUCAAUUCUUCACAUAAACUUCCUUGUUUCGUUGAUGCAAAUGAACAAUUUAUAUUUGCUGUUGGCGAGGAUUUAAUUGUUCGUGGUUGGUCUUUACAUACAGGGGAGUUGUUAUGUGUUGUACGUAGUCCAGCAGUCCACAAUCAAAUUAGGGUAACUUCCGAUUGCAAUUUCACCAAUGGAGUUGACUUUCCGAGAAUGGUCUACAGCAAUUCGUGGUAA